Molecule: messenger RNA, 1173 nt
Organism: Sabethes cyaneus
Lineage: Eukaryota; Metazoa; Arthropoda; Insecta; Diptera; Culicidae
Product: calcium uptake protein 3, mitochondrial-like
Exons: 1
Coding region: 1-1173 (390 amino acids)
Biological process (GO): calcium import into the mitochondrion; mitochondrial calcium ion homeostasis
Cellular component (GO): uniplex complex
Molecular function (GO): calcium ion binding
Source: RefSeq, a predicted model, not a curated record
AUGGCUUCUACUGUGUUAAAAGCAGCUUUUUUAAUUGGAAGCGGUUUUGCGACCGCCCUAUUCUACACUAGAAUUCGAAAAGUUCAGGAAAACAACCGAUGCACCACAAGCAACCGGACGACAGCAGAAGCGGAAACGGCGAUUGCUGAUUUGACACGCAACGAGCGUCGGUUUUUGCAAUUCGCUUCCGUCGAAUACGGGUGGCAGAUUUACAUGACACCACAGGACUUUUUGCAGUCGGUUCUAGAACGAUAUCCUCUGCCUUGCCUUAGACGUCGGAUUCUGACAGAUAACGAGGUUUCGCAAUUCCAAGCCGCUGUGAGUCCGGUAAGCCAAAGCAAUGUCAAUUUCUUUCGAAAUGCAUCCGAUAAGGGUAUCAUUUCGUUUAUGGAUUACCUGUUUUUGAUUUCGGUACUAACUCGGCCUGAAAGUGGUUUCCGCCUGGCUUUCAAUAUGUUUGACAUCGAUGGUAACCACCGGAUAAAUCGGAAAGAGUUUUUGGUAGCUCGAAAACUGCUGGGAAAUUCCAUCCGUCAACGUAAAGUUAAUGUCGACGCUAGAAAAACGCUAACGCAGCUCGAAUACUCCACUGCGAUGACCACUUUGCAGGUCCAUUUUUUCGGAAUAGAAGGUAGCGGUUCGUUGUCAUACGAGGAAUUUCAUCAUUUCGUGAAAAAUCUUCAAACCGAGAUUCUGCAGAUCGAAUUCGGACGAUACUCGCAAAAUGGCGUAAGUAUCACAGAUGAAAAUUUCGCUAGGAUACUGUUGCGGUAUACACAUCUCGAGCCACAUCAUUAUGAAACAAUUAUCGGGCGAUUAAGCAGUCUAGAGAAUCAUCACGAAGUAUCUUACGAAGAGUUUGAGCAGUUUUGCAAAGUGCUACGCAAUAUGAAAGAUUUUGUUCUGGCAAUGCGAGUUUUCCACUCGCUAAAUGGCAGUAUUUCGCGAGAUGAGUUUUCGCGAGCCGUAACUAUAUGUUCCGAUUCAGUGAUGAAGAUCGAACAUCUGAUCGAUAUCGUGUUUGCCAUGUUCGACGAGAACGGUGAUGGUCGGAUGUCGUACGAUAAAUUUUUACUUGUCAUCAAAAACCAUUUCCAGUUUCUGAACGACCGAAGGUUAGUCGGCUGGAAGGCAUUCAAACGCUGCUGCCGGCGAGAGAUACGUAGAACCUAG